AUGCAAUAUUCAGCUGCUCUCUCCAAGAAUUCAGGGACGAAGCUGAGUGAUUCAUUACGGUGCAGAAAACUAGUUGGCAGGUUGUUAGAUCUCACCAACACUCGACCAGAUAUUUCGUAUGUUGUAGGAUGUUUGAGCCAAUUUAUCGACUGCCCCAUUGAUCAACAUUUUCAAGCAGGUCUCCAUGUGCUCUGGCAUCUCAAGGGUGAUCCAAGUUCAGGGCUGUUUUUUGCCAAAGACAAUAAGUUGAAACUCACAGGGUUUGUUGAUUCAGACUGGGCAACUUACCCAGAUACUAGAAGAUCUGUAAUUAGUUAUUGCUUUUUCUUGGGUGGAACUCUUGUAUGUUGGCGCAACAAGAAGCAAACUACUGUCUCCUGUUCUUCAUCAGAGGCAGAAUACAGGGCAAUGAACCAGGAAACUAGAGAAGGACAAUGGCUGGUGUAUCUUCUCAAAGAACUCCAAGCUGAGCAUAAGACACCUUUUAGUCUCUUUUACGACAAUCAAUCAACUCUUCACAUAGCUGCAAACUCUGUCUUCCAUGAAAGAUGA
This is a messenger RNA of Arachis ipaensis, 552 nucleotides long. NCBI's taxonomy places the organism in Eukaryota, Viridiplantae, Streptophyta, Magnoliopsida, Fabales, Fabaceae. The record is from RefSeq and is a predicted model, not a curated record.